Messenger RNA from Piliocolobus tephrosceles (Ugandan red Colobus), 1262 nucleotides. RefSeq lists its product as uncharacterized. NCBI's taxonomy places the organism in Eukaryota, Metazoa, Chordata, Mammalia, Primates, Cercopithecidae. The record is from RefSeq and is a predicted model, not a curated record. The transcript is spliced from 2 exons. Bases 397 to 1065 code for a protein of 222 amino acids.
UUACCGCCUAAGGAAAGAAGAUUAAAGGUGAGAUGCGGGGGCCGCUCUGCCCACACACCGGCGACCCUUCUACCCCAGCACGGCCAGCAGCAGGAUCCAACACCACUUCAAUCCCCGGGCCCCGACAACGGCCCACUUCGAGGCCCAGGCUGCUUGGGGUAGGGGGGAGUGGCGAAUCUGCCACGGGCCAGGUCAAAAUGAGGAGCGGAGAAAAGGGGUCCAAGGGGCCAGCUGGAGGCAUGUUUUGGGGCAGCGUGGGCCCCAAACAGCUGGCGGGGUGUGUGUGGACGGUUUGGGUCUCUGUGGGGGAUGGGUUGACUUGUGGAGUAGGGGGCUCUGGGCCUAUCACCGGGGCACUAGCCUUCUUCUCACACCGCGGAAGAUCCGGGAGGGCCUAUGCCUAACGCGGAGGGGUGGUCCCGCGAAGUGGCCGUAGGCAAAGGGCUCGAUUUCCGGGCACCGAGUGUGAGGGUGGCUACAGAGCGCGCCCAGAGAAAGGCCUCGCUAGGAAAGCUACCGAAGGUCAAAGCAGGCGACUCGGCGGUGGUGUUUAGGGUGAACGGAAAGAAAAGGGCAAGGAGAAGAGGGCUCGGUGCUCACGGGUCAUGGCGACGGCAGCGGCUCCGACCUGCCUCCGUUACGUCCCCUCGUUCUGUCCGACGUUGCAGGUCCCGCCCCUUCUCGCAACGUAACGCAGUCGUUCCUUUCCUCCCCGCCCCUUCGCCCCUGGGAGCCGGCUCCCAUUGGACAAGGAAAAGCACGUGGGUCCACGGGUCGCGCUUGAGCCGGGGAGGGAUCACCUCUCAGCCACUUAUUUGGACACGGGUUGUUCACAGCUCGCUUACAAUCAAGUACAAACACAACUUCAGAAACCCGCUUCUAUUGCCGUUGUCCCCUUCCACGCCCCUUCACUGUAGAAAAUCGCAGCCACAUCUGGUAUUUCCUAAAACUCGUCCCUGCUCGUUUUCCCCCAGAAAGUUUAAAUGUGAAGAUGCAGCUUGGAAGUAUUUGAGGACUCUAAAAGUCACAGACUAUGGAGUUGGAUCAGUGGCCGAGAUUAGAUAAUGCACAUAGUAUGUCCGCUUUUCCCCUCUGGACCUUUCCUCACUGACCAUCGCCACCAGCCACACCCGGUUUUGUAUUAAGACCCUGGAAGGCCGGGCGCGGUGGCUCACGCCUAUAAUCCCAGCACUUUGGGAGGCCAAGGCGGGCAGAUCAGGAUGUCAGGAGUUCGAGACCAGCAGCCUGGCCAACAUGGUGAA